Messenger RNA from Gaeumannomyces tritici R3-111a-1, 2181 nucleotides. Its product is annotated as G patch domain-containing protein 1. Gene Ontology annotation, molecular function: RNA binding. The record is from RefSeq and is a predicted model, not a curated record. Gene Ontology annotation, cellular component: nucleus. Bases 1 to 2181 code for a protein of 726 amino acids. NCBI's taxonomy places the organism in Eukaryota, Fungi, Ascomycota, Sordariomycetes, Magnaporthales, Magnaporthaceae. Gene Ontology annotation, biological process: mRNA processing. The transcript has 2 exons.
AUGUCCGUGAAGAGGCCAAGGGCUGCGUUCGAGGCAGAUGUCCAGGCGAAGCAGUCGCCAUUCGUCCUUUUCGGAACACCCCUCCCGCCCCUCGACCCCGACGUCCGCGACGAUGGAUCCUACGUUCCAGUCUGGAAGCAGGAGGUGAGGGACGAGCGCGGCCGCAAACGGCUUCACGGCGCCUUUACGGGCGGAUUUAGCGCAGGAUAUUUCAACACCGUUGGGUCGAAAGAAGGAUGGACGCCGGCAACUUUUGUGUCCUCACGGACCAACCGUCGCAAGGACGACCCCAAGGCCGCCCAGCAACGACCCGAAGACUUUAUGGAUGACGAAGAUUUUGCCGAUGCCGAAGAGUCACGGAAGCUGCAGACAGCACCAGACUUUGCUGCGUUCGGCUCGACCGAGCAUGAGGUUGGGCGAUCUAGCGGACUUGCUGACUUGUUCCGGAUCGAGGGCGAAACCAUGGGCACUAAGCUCCUCAAAAGAAUGGGCUGGAAGGAGGGUCAGGGCAUCGGGCCCAAGAUCUGUCGAAAAGCCCGGCUGGAGGUAGGCCCAGGCACUCGGGCUGGCGGUGACCAGCAGGCAACGCACCUCUUCGCGCCCGAUAAUGUUGUCAUGAUAAGAUUUGUUCGGAAGACCGACCACAAGGGCCUCGGCUUUGCUGGAGAGACUCGCCUAGCUCCUAUGAAACCCGCAAGUGAGGAUCGCCAUUCGGACGAUGAGGACGAGGGCGAGGAUGACUUCCUUGGGCCCUCAAAGCCGUUAUCCCUUCUGGGAAAAAAGACGAAGAAACCGGAAAAGGGUCGCGGCGGGAUUGGUAUGGGCGUGCUGAACGAUACAGGCUCGGACGACGAGGACCCGUAUGAGAUUGGGCCGCGCAUAGCGUACAACAAAGUCAUCGGUGGUGACAAGAAGAAGAAAAAGAAGAAGGACGCCGUUCCAGCCACACCAGCAAACCCAUUUCUCAAGUCAAAGCCAGUUUUCUUCUCGAAAAAAAUGAGGCUGGGAGUUAAGAGGUGCCACGAUGGCCGUCCACCGCUGGACGGGUUUGUUCUCCCGCAACAACCAGAUCCUCUGGUGUCUGACAUGUACAGCAGCGGAAAGUAUCCCCCACCUCAGGUGCCGCCCGACUGGAGGCCAUCGCGGCAGUCGGCGUCUGCACAAGCCGAGUCGGUGGCCUAUGUGUCAACCGCCGACGCAGCGAAAUCCUCCAAACUAGAUCCCAAAUCUCGGGCGACACUGCUGGGAGAGAAGCAGUUACCCGGAAAGUCGGUUUUCGACUUCCUGUCUGCUUCUGCGAGAGAUCGGUUGGUCAAUGCGACGGGAAAUACGAACCUUCCCCAGGCCAAAGGAGAGAUACCGGCAGCCUACGCGAUGUCUGCGCAAGAGAAGCUGGCGGAGUUGCUCAAGGACGUCCCGCCACUGGACAAGGCCACAGCAGCGGCAGCUAUCGCCCGUGGGGCUAGCGGGGGCGCCCCCUAUGCGGACAACGAAGCCAAACGGUCCAGAUACCGGGCCUACCUGGAGUAUCAGGCUGGAUUCAUAUCUGCUCUGCCCCCUAAGCCGGCCAGCAUGAGCAAUGAUGACUGGCUCCGAGAGUUCCACGAAUUCUUCAACUGCGCACGGAUUUUCAAACCCAUGUCUGGAUUUAUGGCGUCAAGAUUCACACCUUCAUCUUCCUCCACGGCACCAUCCUCAGACAGGACUGGAGGCGCAACUGCCGAGGGCGCGUUGGUCUCCAGGCCACCGCCGAAGCCCUUAGACCCGGCCGAAGAGGCCGCUAAGAUGGGGAUGUUUGGACCGCUGACGAGAUCCUCACACGACUUCUACCCGGCGCGUCUCCUCUGCAAGCGGUUCAAUGUGAAACCCCCAGUCGUGGUUCAGACAGAUGCGGACGUGGAAGCCAACACAGUCCCCCAGCGGCCAUCCAAGGCGGAUUUAUAUGACUGCGAUGCACCUUCUCGCGGCCCAGGUCCCCAAAGUGGGCACGGCAAUGGUGGAAGCCACGAAGGCCGGGCCGUUCCUGAGGAGGCCCGCGCGCCAGACGUCAAAGUCUCGUCUGAAUCUAGUGGCACCGCGGCCGCGGUGGAUCCAACAAGGAAUGCAGCUCUUGAGAAGGCCAGAGCAAGAGAAGAGGUUUUUAAGGCCGUUUUUGGGGAUAGUAGUGAUGGGGAGGAAUAA